Messenger RNA from Dipodomys spectabilis (banner-tailed kangaroo rat), 1549 nucleotides. It is a transcript of the gene Cfp, whose product is annotated as complement factor properdin. Lineage: Eukaryota; Metazoa; Chordata; Mammalia; Rodentia; Heteromyidae. The record is from RefSeq and is a predicted model, not a curated record. The transcript has 9 exons. The coding region runs from base 92 to 1486 and encodes 464 amino acids.
CUAGGUUCCUCUUUUCCAGAGCAGGUCAGCCCAGAUAAAGACUGGGCCUUCUCUCUUCCUCUCGCGGGUCAGCAGGGUUGGCGUAUUCAACAUGACUGUCCAAGUACAGGUCCCUGGGUUGCUACUACUGCUGCUGCUCACGCUACCAGUCACAGGCUCAGACCCAGUGAUCUGCUUCACCCAGUAUGAAGAGUCAACUGGCAAAUGCCAGGGCCUGCUGGGGGGAGGUGUCCGUGCAGAGGACUGCUGUCUCAACACUGCCUAUGCUUUCCAGGAGCAUGGUAGUGGGCUCUGUCAGGCAUGCAGGUUCCCACGAUGGUCACCAUGGUCCUCAUGGGCUCCCUGCUCAGUGACAUGUUCUGAAGGGUCCCAGCUACGACACCGGCGCUGUGUAGGCAGGGGUGGACAGUGCCCUGAGAAGGUGGCUCCUGGAACACUUGAGUGGCAGCUACAGGCCUGUGAGGACCAGCCAUGCUGUCCUGAGAUGGGUGGUUGGUCUGAGUGGGCACCAUGGGGGCCUUGCUCUGUCACCUGCUCCAAAGGAACAAGGACUCGCCAGAGAUUGUGUGACCAUCCUGCCCCCAAGUGUGGGGGACACUGCCCCGGAGAGGCCCGGAAGUCAGAGGCCUGUGAUACUCAGCAGGUGUGCCCCACACAUGGGGCCUGGGCUGCCUGGGGCUCCUGGAGCCCCUGCUCAGGCACCUGCCAUGGUGGAUCCCAAGAACCUAAGGAGACACGAAGCCGCACAUGUUCUGCACCAGAGCCCUCCAAGCAGCCUCCUGGAAAGCCCUGCCCAGGAGCAGCCUAUGAGCACCGGGGCUGCACUGGCCUGCCACCCUGCCCAGUGGCUGGAGGCUGGGGACCAUGGGGCCCUGUGAGCCCCUGUCCUGUGACCUGUGGCCUAGGACAGACCUUGGAACGACGGAAAUGUGAUCACCCUGUGCCCCAGCAUGGGGGCCCCUUCUGUGCUGGUGAUGCUACUCGGACCCACAUCUGCAACACAGCUGUACCCUGCCCUGUGAAUGGGGAGUGGGAAGCCUGGGGAAAAUGGGGCGUCUGCAGCCGCUUACCCAUGCAGCCCAUCAACUGUAAUGAAAUCCCGGGCCAGCAGUACCGCACAAGGGUUUGCAAGGGUCGGAAGUUUGAUGGGAAUCGGUGUGCUGGGAAUUACCAGGAUAUCCGACAUUGCUACAACAUCCAGAACUGCAACUUGAAAGGUUCCUGGUCACAGUGGACUACAUGGGGGCUGUGCACACCUCCAUGUGGACCCAACCCCACCCGCGUCCGCCAGCGCCUCUGCACAGCCUUGCUUCCCAAGUUCGCGCCCACCGUUACCAUGGUCGAAGGUCAGGGUGAGAAGAAUGUGACCUUCUGGGGGAAUCCACGUCCACAAUGUGAAGAGCUGCAGGGGCAGAAGCUGGUGGUGGAGGAAAAACGGCCAUGUCUACACGUGCCUGCCUGCAAAGAUCCUAUGGAGACACCUUGACCCUUCAUGUUUCCAUUCUGACCACCUGUCUUCCCAGACUCCAAUAAAUCAGGCUCUUUUGAG